AUGAAACCUGAUGUUACAUCGUUAGAUGAAGACCUCCGUGAACUAAGAAAUAGUAAGUUUGAUGAAAAUGCAAUCAAUGAAAUCAAGAGAUGGGUAUUUUCUGUUAUAGGAGAGGCAGUUCCCCCGGAUUCUAUGGUCGAGACAUUAAAGAAUGGUAUCGUUCUUUGCAAGCUAGCAAAUAUUUUACAAGCAGCAGACUCUAACAAGUCAAAGCUAAUAAAAUGGAGACAGUCUGCAAUGCCUUUCGUCCAGAUGGAACAAAUCAGCCUGUUUUUAAGCUUUGCCAGGAAUUACGGGGUGCCAGAAGAUGAAUUCUUCCAAACAGUAGACUUAUAUGAAGAAAAGGACCCCGAAAGUGUGUAUCAGACUUUGAAAUCUUUGUCUAGAUAUGCAAAUAAGAAACACCCUGAUCGGUUUACCGUUGUGGGUCCGCAGUUGACCACUAAACGGCCGCGACCCUCAGUAAAGCCUAAACCCGGCCACUUACAGUCUGCAGGCUGGAGCACCACUGAAUACGGAUACAUGAAAGGUGCAAAUCAAGCGACGGAAGCCGUUGUAUUCGGAAAGAGAAGAGAUAUCACGGGGAGGGACGCUACACAGCCUUAG
Messenger RNA from Eremothecium cymbalariae DBVPG#7215, 606 nucleotides. RefSeq names its product Scp1p (gene SCP1). Lineage: Eukaryota; Fungi; Ascomycota; Saccharomycetes; Saccharomycetales; Saccharomycetaceae. The record is from RefSeq and is a predicted model, not a curated record. The transcript has a single exon. Gene Ontology annotation, molecular function: protein binding. The coding region runs from base 1 to 606 and encodes 201 amino acids.